Messenger RNA from Cydia fagiglandana, 4235 nucleotides. RefSeq lists its product as uncharacterized. The record is from RefSeq and is a predicted model, not a curated record. The transcript has 5 exons. The coding region runs from base 662 to 1156 and encodes 164 amino acids. NCBI's taxonomy places the organism in Eukaryota, Metazoa, Arthropoda, Insecta, Lepidoptera, Tortricidae.
AAUGCAAAGAUAAAUAUGUAAGUACUUACUUAAGGUUAAACCUUGUCACAAAAUAAACGUACAUUCGUCAACAACAUAGUUUUUAUCCACCUAAUAGCCGGCAUAAUCAAAAAUAAUUAAUAACAUGUCAUAAUCAACAAUCGGAAGCAAUAAAAAAAUCUAAUUCAACGAAUGAAGUCCGGGCAAGGCAAGGCCAUGGCCGCGCGCGAGGAAGUUCUCAGUUCCACUAGUCCGUCACUACACGUCGCCAUCGACGCUUCUGCUACCUAAUCUGUGCGCGUUCGAAAUUCAAAUCGGAAUAUACGACGGGAUAUUUUUUUAAUUUAAUUUUUUUUCUAGUGAUGUGCCAGUGUUUUGUCGGUUUUAUAAUGACAAUUGCAACGUGUUCUGGAAAGCGUCUGUGACAAAAAUAGACGCCCACAAAUUGUUAUAAUUAAACUGUAUGUAAAUAGAGUGGAGGACAGACGUGUCGUCUGAUUCAGUGGUGUAAAUAAACGUUUUAAAAAACUAUAUAUUUUAAAGUAAAAUAAUGGUUUUUGAGGAUAGAACUAAAUAAAGUGCCUUAGUGUAAUGCAUUUUGGGAUUACAAUUAUGUGUGGAAGAAUUAUGAGGAUUUUUAUAGUUUUAUUUAUGUGUUAUUAGUGAAGUGUAGGUGCCCUAGAUGCUACAAAAGCGGUACACAAUGUUGCCAAAGCUGAAAAAAUGCUGCUGGUGCCUUUCAUUGCGGACAGGAUGUUUUCUACUGGCAAUUUUAUCUUCCCUGAUCUGCGUGCUGACCAUCACGGCUGGCGCGUGGAACCUGCCCAACUACGAGAGACCGGAGGACAACUUCAUCGCCAUGAGUGCGGUCAUGUUCUCCACGCUGUCUCUCAUCAGCAACAUCGUCAUCUUACUGGGGCUGUUACUUAAACGUCCCGGCUUCCUGCAGCUGACGAUCCUCUUCAACUCCGUCUUCAUCUUAUGCCUGUUCCUAGUGGCGCUGGUCUUAUGUCUCUUCAGCCCGAAGGCGGAACCGUACCUUAGGGAACCGCUAAACAUCGUGCUGAUCGUGUUGGCUAUAUGCGCUGGCGUGGUGUAUUCUUUCUACUACAAGAUGGUAGUCAACAGUACCUACCGUCAAAUGAAGACUUGGAACGAAAGCGCUAUUCCUGUAUAACGCAAGGGUAUUUAGGCUAUAAGUAUAAUAGGUACCUACCUCACAAUAUAAAUUAUACUUAUGUUAACGAGAAUUAAAGUGAGAGGUAUUGACUGCAUUUGUAAGGAUAUUCAAACAUUUAGAACAAUUUUAUUGCACUGGCCAAAUAUGAUCUGUAUGUCGGCGGCCGAUCGUAAGAUCAGGCAUAUCGUGAAGUUCCUAGGCAUAUCGUGAAACGAUGACCGUUGUGAAAAUCUUUGACCGUUCCCUGCGUCGAGCAGGGCUCCUAUUUCUGGACAGUUUGCCCUUUGGGCAUCUGAAGCAACCUAACGGACCUAUCCUACCUAUGUAUUGGAUUAACGUGGCUAUCGUCAAAACAUUACAUAGGAACAUUACGAUCUGCCUGAUCUUACAAUCUGCCGCCGACAUGUACAUAGACUGCCUGUCCAAGAGCGAGAUAGCAGAUAGUGGAAAGGUGAACGAGGAGUGAGAUAGAAGGAGAUUUUAUUGGUUGAUUUUUAUCUUGCUCGCCGCUCUACUUCAGUAAGCUGGAUCCAGACGUAACGUGUAAUGUAAGAUCCCGCGUAAUAUAGGGAGGGUCUGCCAUCUUGUGGCCUGGAUCUGAAACAUAUGUGCACCGCAAAAGCUACCAUCUACCGUUCUCGUAGGUACGUUUCCUUGUGCGUAGUAGGUUCUGCCAUCUUGUGGGCUCGGAAGCAUAAACGUCACGUUUACACCUCGCGCCAAAAAUCGGACUGUGACUGCUUCUAUGCUGCCUACAGUUCAUGUACGUACGCCCCCUAUAGCGUCAACGUGUGGAUGCGCUAAGAACCGACAGGCGAUGGAUCCGGCAACGCCUGCCACUCCAAGGGUCGCAUUUAUAAAGGGAGCAAGUGAUAUUGCUAUCUCAUUCUACCGCAUGGCGUCCCUUGGAGUGGCCGGAGCUGGCCCAUCGUGUAGAGGAGCCAUUACAUGUACUCGUAAUGCCGUCCACACGCAGAAUUAGUAUUACAUUACACGAUGGAUUACAUUACAUGUUACAGCCGCAUGGAGUUCUGGACCCGGCUGUAGACCCCUGGCCCACUUGCACCAUUCCACUAACCCGGGCUUAAUCGGUUAAACUUAACACAGUGUCAAAUUGUACUGGUAACCACGGUAACUCCAUGGUUUAACCGGUUAACCCCGGGUUAGUGAAUGGUGCAAGUGGCCCUGUGACCACAUAUGACGAGCCAAUGUACAUAGUUGUGCCUUUUGUACCUACAACAAUUAAUUUAUUGUACUAAGAAAUUGAGGUUGCUUAACAUUAUUUGCAAUUUAUAUUGAACCUCACUUUAGUAUAAUAUUUAAUUUAAGUAUAUAAACUUGUAUAGUGUGUUUUCAUAAAAACCCUAACGAUUACACAGUGGUUUGAUUUUAAAAAUUAUUCUAAUUCCAUGGGUUUCCAUGACAACACACUAAUAAUAUUAGUCUAAUAUCGCCAUCGGUCAAGAAAUAAACAGCGGCACAGUCGUUCAAAUCAAUGAGUUUCUCGGUAUGCAUUUACGGAAUAUCAUUUGAUAUUUACCACUAGCUUUUCAUGAUGGAAAACAUCGUGAGGAAACCUGCAUACAUACGUGAAAAAAUUCAAAGUGUAUGUGACGUUCUCGUAUUGGGCCAGCGUGGGGACUAAGUAGGUAUAGCCCAAACCCUCUCACGCACGAGAGGAGGCCUGUGCUCAGCAGUGGGACGCAUAUAGGCUGAUUUUUUUUCAUAAUUUAAAUGAACAUACUAAAUGUGCUGUAUAAUAUGUAUUUGCGUAAAAACUUAUUCUUUUUGUGAAGACGAAAAUGCAGAAAUAAUGGAUUGUAUUAAUUUUAGAAAGCUUUAUGGUGAUUGGUUCGCUAGGAAGUAUGAAUGAAACGUUUUAUUUUUUGUACGUUAAGAAUAGUUAAUUAAUUUUAAGGAAGAUAACGCUUAUUUAUAUACUGUACUUGUUAUAUUGUUACUCAAUCGAUAUAUAUUUAUGAAAUAUAGGAAAUAAAAUUGUUUUUAAUAUCAAUUCUUUGCUUUUAGAACCAACUAUUUAUAUAGUGCCUGAAAUUUAAAAACCAAUAAAAUCCGGUUUGAAAUUACUUUAUUUGCUUAUUAUAUUAUAUUAUAUUAUCUUAUCUAAUAAAAGACCAUCUUAUAAUAACAUGUCUAACUCUGUAUAUAUAAUUGAUGUUUCUUUUGGUAUGUUCCCAUUUGUCUCCGCCUGGUACCUAUAGCUGCGGUCACGUCAGGCGGGGACAAAUAGGAAUUCAUCUUUUUUAUAUCCCAGACACUAAAAUGUCAGUUCGAUUAUCGUAUGAAUUAUCUCAGGUGAUUUUUUCGGGCUCGGACCCUAAUCUGUUAAACAAAAGAUAUGGUUUCCUUUAUGCAGUUGGUUACCUAAAAUGUUUACUGCUAAUAGCCCCGACGUAAGUAACGGGAACAAGCCCGUUUAAAAAGCAAAUUUACCGUUCUAAUUGUAUGGUUCAGAUUCAUGAAACAGCCAAUUCGGAGAUAACACGUUUUUGUUAUCUCCAGAAACAAGACCACCCUGAUUGUUCUCUGAACAAGCUAUCAUAUGAAUUUGAACCUUAAUACUAUCACGAUAGUUUCUUUUUAAACGACAUGGUUGCUUUGGCACGUGCUGUAGACCGCUCUUAAAAGAAACAAAGACUUUGUUGUUUAACGGAUUAGCACCCGAACUCGAAAAAAUCACCUGAGAUAAUUCAUACUAUAGCUAAUACGCUUCCAACCUUAAAGAGCGCAUUCCCAUAUUAAAUAUGGACAAUACACUUGCAACUCUUCUCGUGUUGCAGGUGUCCAUGAUUGGUGUUAUAGUCUGGUAUUGUCUAUAAAAAAAUUGACUAGCCAAUCAACUGGCAUUUGUACCAAAGAAAAGGACGCUUAGCACGAGGCAUUUCGUACACUGACCCUCCUGUUCCUGCCGGCCAGCCAAGGUUACAAUCUUGCUUCGACAACGAAAAGCAUUAUGUUUCUCUAUCACUUUUCCUUAUGGAAUGUCUUUAAAAUAAUAGGUCAGUUUUAGUAUUUGGGAUAUAAAAAGUAGAAUAUUUAGAACAAAUACGCAUUU